Molecule: messenger RNA, 2133 nt
Organism: Penicillium chermesinum
Lineage: Eukaryota; Fungi; Ascomycota; Eurotiomycetes; Eurotiales; Aspergillaceae
Product: transcription factor domain-containing protein
Exons: 6
Coding region: 1-2133 (710 amino acids)
Biological process (GO): DNA-templated transcription; positive regulation of transcription by RNA polymerase II
Cellular component (GO): nucleus
Molecular function (GO): DNA-binding transcription factor activity, RNA polymerase II-specific; zinc ion binding; sequence-specific DNA binding
Source: RefSeq, a predicted model, not a curated record
AUGACACGGAAUCAAGGGAUCAAGCGACAGUCUAUGUCUGUGGAGGUAGACGAAGAUAGCCGACGCCAAAGGAGGAAAUUUGUUGCGUGCCAACGAUGCCAUGCUCACAAGAUCAAGUGUUCUGGCGACCAGCCGUGUACUAAAUGCAAAGCUGUAGGCUGUGCUUCUGAAUGCGCAUAUGCCGCUCGUGAUCGCCAAGUGAAACUACUAGCGGAAAACCGGCGGCUCAAAGAGCAGUCGGUGGCCUCGGCGGACGUGACCGAGGCUCAAUUGAAUCGGCCGAAUGCGGAUGCACCGGACGCUACAAGCAUCCAGAAUCCAAUUAUUGGUGACCGCGCAUGGUUUCAUCGACAUGAUCCGUCUUCCCCGCCCCUGUAUAUUGGCGAAGCAGCUUGUUCGGCUUUUGCAACAAGGUUUCGCCGGUUCCUCACAGGAGACAAUGCAUUGGCACACAUUGCACGUACACAAUGGGAGCGCGAAGAGACGCUUGCUGCCGUUAUGAACGCAACCAAUGUCGAGUGGCCCAGUCUGCACCAUGCUCGGCUUCUGGUCAAGAUUGCGAUACAUCAAAUCGGGUAUCUAUACCAUUUGAUGAUGCGCAAGGCCACCCUCGAUAAACUUGAAGAGGUUUAUCAGAAUGCAGACUUUGAGUCUACAACCAACAAGUGCCGGUUCUUCGCCCUCUUCGCCUUUGGUCAGGCGUAUUCCAUCCGCUCCGAGUCGACAUCUGUAUCGCGCGUUCCAGGAACAGCGUAUUUUGCAAAGGCAAUGAGUCUGAUACAAAUUGCCCCGGAGAGAGCCAGUAUCACUCAUAUCGAAACGCUGCUCUUACUUUCCCUGUUUUCUUACUACCUGAACCGUCGGCUAUCUGCCUAUAUCCUUAUCAGUAAUGCCAUGAGAAUGGGCUUGACUAUCGGGCUGAACCAUAAUAUCCCAGAGUCUCAACUCAUUGAUCCCGUAAAGCGCCAGCAUCGCAUUCAGAUAUGGUGGACCAUCUACAUCUUCGAUCGGAUGUGGGGUUCCAAGAUGGGCCUGCCCAUGCAGAUUUCUGACGAAGACAUCCACGUCGAUUUGCCAAGUACAAUAUCACCAACCUGGCGACACGAAGAAGAGCUAUCCGACGCAGACUACAUGACAGCCAACGUCAAGCUAGCCGGAAUCGUUGGGGAAACCAUCACGAAACUCUACAGCCGACGGAAGUACCAAGAGACCUUCCUCCAGCGCGUCCAGAAACUCCUCAAAGCGCUGAAGAAUUGGCUCGAAACCCUGCCCGAGAGCCUCAAGCUCAAUAUGGAAGACCUAGAAUCCAGCAAAAAGCCCGUCGUCUCCCUUCACAUGGCCUUCAACCAAUGUGUAAUCCUAACCACCCGCCCGACCCUCCUCCACCUCCUCAUCACCCUCCGCAAAAAUGAAUCCCACCCCCCAGCCUCAGGCCGCGACGCCAUCUCCCAGCCCGUCCUCACCCUCAGCGAAGCCUGCAUCCAUGCCGCACGCCACUCACACUCCAUGAUCCUCACCCGCUGGAUCAACGGCACCAUGCCGACCUUCGGCUACUUCCACGCCCACUACCUCUUCUCCUCAGCCCUCAUCCUCGCCAUGUCCAGCUUCGUCCCCAUCGGUAACCCAAGCGACAUGAGCGGCUUUGACUCCGCCCUCGACCUCCUCCGCUCGAUGACCGAAAACGGCAACCUCGCGGCGGCAGAGUUCUACCAUGCCCUCGAGCAGGUCAACGCCUGUCUACGCCCGUACCGCGGAUCAGCAAGCCUGCGCCCGCGGCGCGCCCCGACCCGGCUACCGAGCCUGCACCCUCAGGCACGAUUGCAGCUCAGGGCUACGCCGGGUCUGGGGCUUUCGUCUACGCUUGCCUCAUCGUCUGCGGCGCUCCCGAACCUUCUUGCCGGCGGGCCCGGGCCAAUGCUGGCGGGGAAUGAUUUGCUGGGCGGGCAGCCUGCUGGGACGGAUUAUGCGUGGCCAGUCAGGGAUACGGUGAAUGGGUAUACGACGGAGAUGGCGUUUCUGGAGCCUACGAUGCAGGAUUUUCUGGCGCAGUCGGAUAUCGAUUUGGGGCUGUUGCAUCCGGUCGAUACGUUUUUGAAUGAAACGGAGCAUUUAUAUACGUUUAAUGAGCUUUAG